Menidia menidia (Atlantic silverside) is the source of this 3108-nucleotide messenger RNA. NCBI's taxonomy places the organism in Eukaryota, Metazoa, Chordata, Actinopteri, Atheriniformes, Atherinopsidae. The record is from the annotation of a GenBank genome assembly.
AUGGCGACCGCGGUUGUGGUGUCAACCUCAGUUCCUGCAAACCCUGAAAAAGAGAAAUGUGAAACUGCCAUUCAAAAGAUUCUGAGUCCAGAAUCUUAUAUCAAGCAUCCAUUACAAAACAGGUGGGCUCUUUGGUUUUUCAAGAACGACAAAAGUAAAACAUGGCAAGCUAACCUUCGUCUCAUCUCUAAGUUUGACACCGUUGAAGACUUUUGGGCAUUGUACAAUCACAUUCAGCUAUCAAGUAACUUGAUGUCAGGCUGUGACUAUUCGUUAUUUAAGGAUGGAAUCGAGCCAAUGUGGGAGGAUGAGAGGAACCGACGAGGUGGCCGCUGGCUGAUAACUCUGUCCAAGCAGCAACGGAAAGCAGAUCUGGACCGCUUUUGGUUGGAGACGCUUUUGUGUCUGGUGGGUGAAGCAUUUGAUGACCACAGCGACGAUGUUUGUGGAGCCGUCAUUAAUGUUAGAGCCAAAGGAGAUAAAAUAGCCAUAUGGACCACAGACUUUGAAAACAAAGAGGCCAUCACACACAUAGGGCGUGUGUAUAAGGAGAGAUUAGGCGUUCCUCCCAAAGUCAUCAUCGGUUACCAGUCUCAUGCAGACACGGCUACAAAGAGCGGCUCCACUACCAAGAACAAGUUUGUAGCCUGAGGAUGUGUGGAAUCAUCUGUGAAGUUUUUCUUUUUCCUGUUAUUAUAGAUUUUCUGUAACCUUUCCAUGCAUGUAACCGGUAUGUUGAUCCACCAAAAGAAACAAUUUAUAAAAAGGAGAUAAAGUGGCUGGUUUAUGUUUAGCUGUUUGACUUUCCAAAGCUUUUGUGUUUGAGAGUAUAUGCAAUUAAAAUGUAGCUUUUCUUUGGGAAUAUAAUUUAUUUUGGUUGUGGGCAGUAAUUAUAUUUUGGGGAACUUUUUCAUACAUAUUUAAGUACUCUGCUUUAAAGGCAGUUUUAUGUGAAUUGUAGCAGCAAAAAGGCUCCCUGAAUACUUUUGUAAAAAAAAGAGGUUUUCUUUUUCCGCAUUUGAAAAUGAGAAGAAGCAACUUGUGAGACUUUGAGUUAUAAUGCUUGUAUGAUUUCAGGGAAGUGAAAUGUUGCGGUCAAACUAACCUUUUUCACCUCAACCCUCACAAUGUGCUCCAAGUGUCCCAGAAAUGACAGAAAAGAGGACGUGCGUGAUGGUUUACACUGAAUAAAGAAUUUGACCGUCGCUUUUAUUUAUUUUUUUGACACAUUCAAGUAUGAGCUAUAUUGAUUUCAAUGGACCGAGAAGCAACGUUCACCUCACGUUGAACCAGAAACCAAAUGCCAUGUGUACCUUAGCUGCAGGUUCAGUUUCUGCCUGAUUAUAAAUGAUUUUGCAUAGAAGGCUCUCAUGAAUAUUGGCUCCCUUUUGUUUUCAUUCCUGUCCCCUGCAGAUGCCAUGUUUGGUGUUUAGAGCUUUGCUGGUACGUUGCAGGAUGUAAGGAACUGAACUGUGCCUUUAACUUAACCUCCUGCUCCUCACAGUCUGAAAUGUACAGAGAAUGUAGUGGAGCCAUGUAAAUAAACUAGUGUUGUGUUCUCUCAGAAGGUGAGAAGUUGUAUAUUUUAAUAUAAUGCAUGGAACAAAUUUCUUUAGUCAUCUAGCAGCAUUAGAUGUAUUUGAAAUUGUUCUGACACAGAAUGAAGUUUCUUUUCUUUUUUCUUUCCUUCUAGACAAGAAAACAUGUUUUUUUUUCUUAACAUUGGACUCUCAUUUUUGGGAAUAUACUUGUAGCGGCUCUCCUCAUAUAUGCUGUUUUGUAUGUAACAAACUUGUUUUGUGAAAGUUCAUUGGACCAAACAAUAUUCUGCAUUAACACAAUUUCUCACCUGCUCCUCUGUGUGAAAGUGUCCCUGGAGUAUCAUUGCUGUUUAUGUACUCUUCUAUGGGGAAUUAGGUUAUUUUUGUGGUACAUUUAUUUUGUUAUUUUUUGUUUGGCCACACAUUGCUGUUUGACUUUAAAGGGGUUUGUUUAACCUUCCAUCUCAAAAUAAUGAAAUGAUUUAGAUUUAAAAUUUGAAGUUCAGCAGAAUGAUCAACGGGAUCUUUUUCUUUUAUCGUGUCAAACCAAACAAGUAGCCUGUGUUAAAUUUUCAGGCAUCUUUUUGUCUUGUUACCAUCAGAAAUCCAGUAUGUUCCCCUGUUGAAAAGCUAGAGAGGAUCAAGUGUUUCAAAAGUUAUUAAGUUGUAACAGACACCUCACAGAAUAUGUUCUGACCAGUAAAAAUGACCAUAGGCAGUUUAAAUAAAUGCUAUAUGCCAUUUCAGUAUUACCUGUUGAAUGAGUUCAGUCACUGCCAAGUUCAGCUGAUGAAAUUUCACAAAAAUAUGACCUAAAUCUUUCAUAUCCUGCUAUUUGUGUGAAAUCCAGACCUGAUUAAUUCUGUUUGAUGCCUGUUUUAUCAGCUCAUCUGUUUAAUGAGCCAUAAAUCCCGAGCAGUUGGCUUAAUUUAGCUGUUAUCUCCUCUGUUCACUUUCAACACAUUAAAACAUCUUACAUUUGCACAGGUACUGUAAACAGUCUAGACCUCUGAUGUUUUCAGCUCCCUUCUUAUCGGGUCAGGGAGGUUAUCCAUACAUAAUGCAUUUCAAGUGAAAACUAUUUCCAUACUUGUUAGAUGGGUAAAAAUAUCAUUAAAGAAAACAUUUCUUUUAGAUGAAGCGAUAGUAUUUUGACUCCAUAAUAACAGCGUGUGUAACCAUAGAAAAAUAUGUGUUUUCAUGUUAGAAAGCCAAGUUUUAAAUGUGAGUUUUUGCUGAAUCGGCUUUCUUACAUAUGCUCUCUAUGCUGAUUGGCACAUGUUGGACUCUUCUGGUGUUAACACCUGACACCAGAGGUGGAUUUGAUGUUCCUGAUGUCUUUUUAGAUGAAACAUGGGCUCGUGCUGCUAAUUGACGGAGUCUCCGUGAAAGUGCUGCAUUUCAAAAACUUGCAUGAGUUGAUCAGCAGUCGGGAUUCUCCCUGAAUUUGUGGCUUGCCACCUUCCAAAGUAAUUCCAGGCUCAUGGUGAGGCUUCCCACCAGUGUUAAUAUGAUUCAUAUCAGUGGCUCAUUCCAUCUUAGGGGUGUUUUUGUUCUGUUUUUAUGG